Messenger RNA from Phycomyces blakesleeanus NRRL 1555(-), 1008 nucleotides. RefSeq lists its product as hypothetical. The record is from RefSeq and is a predicted model, not a curated record. Lineage: Eukaryota; Fungi; Mucoromycota; Mucoromycetes; Mucorales; Phycomycetaceae. Gene Ontology annotation, biological process: telomere maintenance; DNA repair. Gene Ontology annotation, molecular function: DNA helicase activity. The transcript has 3 exons. Bases 1 to 1008 code for a protein of 335 amino acids.
AUGUCAGAUCCCUUUGCUCUCUGGCUGGUCUACUGCUCUUCUAUGGUCGAGGACUAUCUCCAUGCUUUUCAACAGAUAGAAAAUGACUUUUCUCUUGAGUCAACUGAAGUCAUGUAUGACAGAUGUCUGUGGAGCAUUGAAAGCUACAUGUCAGCCAAUGGUUUUUCUCUCACUUCCUUUUCUGAGUUUGUUCUCACCUCAUUGCCAGACUCCUCGGAUACCCAGAUCCCUGCCAGUGGAUUGAAAACAUUGAUUGAUAAGCAAGAAACCCUUUGCACAAAGGCUUUGUCUUUGCCUGAUUCAGACACGCUCUCAUUCAAUGAGAAACAGCAAGCAGUAUACUGUGUAGUCAUGGAAGCAGUUGAAGCAAGCUCUACAACCCUAAGAUUGUAUUUUGUUAAUGGACCAGGUGGCACUGGAAAGAUCUUUUUAUUCAAUGCCAUGCUCAGAAAAGUUCGUGAACAAGACAAGAUUGCUAUUGUGGUAGCUACUAGUGGAAUUACAGCUCUACUUUUAGAUAGUGAUCAAACUACUCAUUCCAGGUUCAAGAUUUCCCUUGACAUUAAUACUGACUCAAUGUGUUCCAUUCCAGUCAGCUUUGAUAUGGCAAAGUUGAGCAGGAAAAUAGAUUUAAUUGUUUGGAAUGAGAUCUUUAUGGUCAGCAAGAAUCUUAUUAAUGCUGUCAACUGUUGCAUUCAAGAUGUCAUAAAGUUUGUUGACCUCUUGCUCGAGUCUGUUCCUUUUAGUGGCAAGCUUUUGGAAAUGACACAACUUAAUGUGUUUGCUGCCCUUCUCUUAACUGCUGGCCAUAAUAUCAAUUACUUGACCAGAGCAAUCUUCUGCGAUCUUUCUAAUAAUGUCAGUAAUUUCAGCUUCCUUACGGGCCAUGCAAUCUUGAACUCAAAGAAUGCAGAAGUUAAGAUCAACAACAUCAUUAUGAAACUGUGCUCUGAACAAAAAACCAUGUUCAAGAGUUUAAUAAAUGUCUCAGCAAAGAUGAUUAGUUAA